Messenger RNA from Dictyostelium discoideum AX4, 924 nucleotides. RefSeq names its product ubiquinone biosynthesis protein (gene coq9). The transcript has 3 exons. The record is from RefSeq and is a predicted model, not a curated record. NCBI's taxonomy places the organism in Eukaryota, Evosea, Eumycetozoa, Dictyosteliales, Dictyosteliaceae. Bases 1 to 924 code for a protein of 307 amino acids. Gene Ontology annotation, biological process: ubiquinone biosynthetic process. Gene Ontology annotation, cellular component: mitochondrion. Gene Ontology annotation, molecular function: lipid binding.
AUGAUUUCCAACAUAUUAAAAAAAAGCAAUAGUCUUUUUUUAAGAAGCACUUUAUCUUCAAAUAAAUUUACAAAUGUUACAAUUUUAAGAAAUUCAUUAUUUUUAAAUAAUAAUAAUAAUGAUAAUAAUACAAAUAUUAAACAAACAUAUAAUAAAAUAAAUUUCUUUUCAACUACAGUACCAAAUCAAAAUGAAAAAAUAGAAUUAAAACAAGAACAAAUAAAACAAGAACAACAACAACAACCAGAACAACAACCAGAACAACAAACUAAUAAAAUAAAUAAUGAAAUUGAAUUAAAAAUUAAAAUUUUAGAAAAUUCAUUAAAAUAUGUAAAUUCAUAUGGAUGGACAUCAGAAGCAGUUAGUAAAGCAUGUAUUGAAAUGGGAUAUCCACCAAUUACUCAAGGUAUUUUGGGUGAAGAUUCAGCAUAUGAAUUGGCAUUAUACUUUGUUACUAAAUGUAAUACAGAUUUAAUGAUUAAAUUAAGUGAUGCUGAAAAUAGUGAACAACAAUUAUUAUCAGGUUUAUCAAAAAAAGAAAAAGUGAAAUUAGCUUUGAAAUUAAGAUUAUCAAUGAUCAAACCUUUUAUUGGAAGAUGGUCUGAAGCAAUGCAACUUUUAGCAAAUCCAAAAAAUAUCGUAAAUAGUUCUCCUUCAAUGUUAACUUUAGUUGAUAAUAUUUGGUAUUUAGUUGGUGAUAAAUCUUCUGAUUUUGAUUGGUAUGCCAAACGUGGACUUUUAAUUGCAUUAUACACUUCAGCAGAAUUAUUUAUGUUAUCAGAUACAUCAGUUGAUCAUUCCAACACUUGGAGAUUCGUAGAUGAUCGUGUUGAUGAUCUAAUUAAAACUAUUAAAUUCAAGAACGAUAUUGAAGAAACUGUUGGAAUUACAUUAAACACAUUUCUUCAAAAAAUUAAAAAAUAA